Messenger RNA from Fonticula alba, 2641 nucleotides. RefSeq lists its product as hypothetical. Gene Ontology annotation, cellular component: cytoplasm; nucleus. Lineage: Eukaryota; Rotosphaerida; Fonticulaceae. Gene Ontology annotation, biological process: protein import into nucleus. Gene Ontology annotation, molecular function: small GTPase binding; nuclear import signal receptor activity. The transcript has 8 exons. The coding region runs from base 39 to 2606 and encodes 855 amino acids. The record is from RefSeq and is a predicted model, not a curated record.
AGACUCUGGAUGGGCUGACCCGGUUCCCAGAUUACUCCAUGACACUGAUGUACCUGUUCACCGAUCCGUCGGUGGAGGAUCCCGGCCUGCGAGCCAUCGCUGGUCUGCUGCUGAAGAACCUCAUCCGCAGUAAGUACAACACCUUCCACCCUACGGCCAAGGUGUACAUCAAGCUGCAGUGCCUUCGUCUGGUGGGCGACAAGGAGCCCCUGGUUCGGUCGACCGUGGCCACCAUCAUCUCGACGCUCCUGUCGAUCGGCUCAAUCCACGAUUGGCCGGAACUUCUGCCGUACCUGGUGAACAUGCUCCAGACACAGGAUAUGCUCAUUUUGGAGGGCGUCUUUGCCACCCUCCUGAUGAUCUGCGAGGACUCGGCGGCCGAUCUGACGGACCAGUCGCUGGAGACCCUGAUCCCGGCCUUUGUGAUGUUCUCCUCGCAUCCGGUUGCCAAGAUCCGCGGUGUGGCCAUCUCCUGUGUCAAUCAGUUUAUCCUCCUUCAGCCAGCCAUCCUCGCCCAGCAUAUGGACGUCUUUGUGACCUCCCUCUCCAACACGGCCACCGAUUCGGACUCCUUCGUGCGCAAGCACGUGUGCGAGGCGCUGGUGUACAUUUUCGAGGUAUCUCCGGCCUCGCUGCUUCCCUUUAUCGACAAGAUCCUGGAGUACAUGUUGCUGUCCAUCACCGACCGUGAUGAGCCGGUGGCCCUGCAAGCCUGCGAGUUCUGGCUCCUUGUCUUCCAGCACACUUCCGACCUGUACUCGGUGGUUGUGCCCUUCAUCAAGCGUCUCCUCCCGAUUCUGGUGCAGAAUGUCAUCUAUGCCGAGGGGUCCUACGGCAUCAUCGAGGAUGCCUCAGUGCCGGAUCGCCCGGAGGAGCUGCGCCCUCGCUUCCACCGGCGGCGGCUCCAGACCUCGGGCGCCGGGUCGGAGUCCUUUGUGGAGGAGUAUGAAGAUGAGGACUUCGAUGGGGAUGACUUUGACGAAAGCGCCGACUAUGCCGGGUAUGAUGAUGACGAUGAUGAUGAGGAUGAUGGUGAGGUCCAGAAUUGGAACCUCCGCCGGUACUCGGCUACCCUGUUGGAGAAGAUCAUCUCGCAGUUCUCAGCCGAGAUCGGCCCCGCGGUCCUGAGCACCCUUGAGCCCUACUUGGGCUCUGACGAGUGGAAGCCCCGCGAGGCUGGCAUCCUGGUCCUCGGCGUGGCGUCCAAGCAUGUGUUCCCCGGAUUUCCCCAGGCCAUCGGAGCAUUCGAGUUCCUGCUGGAGAACCUUCGCCACCCGCAUCCGCUUGUGCGUGAAACCGCGUGCUGGUCGGUUAGCCGGUUUGCCGCGUGGUUCCACUCGGCGCCGGAGUUCGAGCCAUACAUGCCGCGCGUUCUGUCAGCCAUUCUGGGAUCCAUGCACGACAACACAAAGCGCGUUCAGGGUGCCGCCUGCUGCGCAUUCACCCUGAUCAGCGAGUCCAUCGGCCUGGCCAUGGUGGCAUACUUGCACUCGGUGCUCCCGCCGCUGAUCAAGGCCUUUUCCCUGUUCCAGCAAAACAACCUGCUUCUCAUGUACGACACCCUGGCGACGCUGGUGCAGAAUGUCGGCAGCGCCAUCUGUGAAGAGUCUCUGUUGAGCAUUUUGAUGCCGCCGCUGUUGCAGCGCUGGGAUGCCACGCCGGACGAUAGUACCGACAUUUUCUCCCUCUUUGAGUGUCUGUCCACCCUGGCGAACACCCUGCGGGAGAACUUCCUCCCUUACAGCGGGGUGUGCUUCAACCGGGCAGUUAGAAUCAUUGUCAACACCAUCAAUGCGGAGAUUGCCUACGACAACAACCCCAACCUGCCGGAGCCGGACAAGUCCUUCAUCGUGGUGUCCUUCGACCUGCUGUCCGGCAUCGCCGAGGGGCUAAAGGGAGCCAUCGAGCCGCUGGUGGCCUCCUGCCCGACGCCGCUGAUUGAGCUGAUCAAGCACUGCAUCCGCGAUGACUCGGAAGAGGUCCGACAGUCGGCCUUCGGUCUGCUGGGCGACUUGACGGUCGCCAGCCCGGCGCACAUUGGCCCGGACAAUGUGUCCCUCAUCAUGCCGGACCUGGUGGGCAAUUUGGACCGGGAUUCCGUGUCGGUGUGUAACAAUGCCUGCUGGGCUCUUGGCGAGAUGACCAAAGACUUCAGCGGGCCGAUCCGGCCCUUUGUGAUGGAGGUCCUGCCGCGGCUGAUGAAGAUCCUGUCCUCGGUGACGGUUCCCAGCUCUCUGCGGGAGAAUGCCGCCAUCACCCUCGGCCGGUUGGGGCACUCGUGCCCCGGGGAGCUGGCCUCCCUCCUGCCGCACUUCCUGGCAGACUGGUGCUCGGUGGCCAUUGCCAUGCCGCUUGAUGCCAUGCUGGAGAGCGCCUUCACCGGGCUCUCGUGUGCCAUUGCCGAAAACCCCCCGGCCGAGCAGGCCUUGUUCUCCAUGCUCUGUGAUGUGGUGGCCAACUGGCGGUCCAUGUCGGGACCCUUCGCGGCCGGGCUCCGCCAAUUCUUCAAUGGGUACAGCCUGCGCGCCGGGGACCGGUGGCCGGUGAUGGUCGGGCAGCUGAGCGAACCCACACGCGCGCAGCUCACCGAGCUCCUUCGCCACUAGGGGUCUUUCUCCCUCUCUCCCCCCCCCCCUCCCUC